CUGGAUGCAGCGUUUUCCGCUGUGCCUUUCAUUCUGGAGUUAAACCCUGAGUGCCCCUGAACUCCAAGCUUUGGGUCGUGCUCCCCCCGCCCUCCCGUAAACACAAAGCGCUAUUGUGCCUGUGCGCUGUGUGAGAACAGAUUCUGCCUUGGUGUCCUCAAGCAGAAUCCCUGUAAGGCGCUACCGUAAGAAGUCGUCUUUACUGAAGUGAAGCUUGUCCAGCCGGGGCCUGUGAACGCUGCUUUACACACCCUCAACGUGUGUGUGGGAACGUUGCGAUAACAAAGUGCUCUGUGCGGCCGAAGAAUGCAGCAGGAACAAAAGCCGCAUCGACGGACAAGGGACUAGGGAAUACUGAGUGGUUGACAGGAAUUUUAAUAUCAAACUCUCUCUUCCUUGUGGCUCGGCGUUUUCAGGAAGCCCUCUGGCUUAUCGUAAAGCGGCACACAGCACAGACAGGGGCUUGGGAGGGGAAAGGUGGCUUCCUGCCAUUCUUCUCUGGAACGGGGUUCCCAUGGGCGGUCAUGCCAGUUUCACUGUGGCUUGUUCCCUGCUGUUAUGAUACAAGGAAACCAGGAUUCCUGCUCCUUUGAGGGAUUUAAUUUCCAUGGGCUGGCGGCAAGUUUAGAGCCAGCGAGUAUGAAUCGCUUCAAUGGACUGUGCAAGGUGUGCUCGGAGCGGAGAUACCGACAGAUUACAAUCCCUCGAGGAAGGGAUGGGUUUGGCUUCACCAUCUGCUGCGACUCUCCCGUCCGUGUGCAGGCUGUAGACUCUGGUAAGAGAACGACCCAUUGUGACGGACUGGGCCGGGUCUGGGCACCGCUCAGGGCGUUCGCUCAGGGCGAAUUGCUCAAAUUCGGGGCUCUGCUGCGGCCUGUGUACCAGGAGCAGGAUGCUGCUGUGGGAAGUGCAGGGAAAGGCAAGUCCCAUGCCGGCUCCGGGCGGAAAUCCAGGCUGAUGAAGACAGUGCAGAGUAUGAAGAGCUAUGGGAACUACCAGAACUGCACCGUUGUGAGGCCUCAUGUCCCGCACUCCAGCUACGGCACCUACGUGACCCUGGCCCCCAAAGUGCUCGUGUUCCCGGUGUUUGUGCAGCCUCUGGACCUUUGCAACCCAGCCCGGACUCUCCUUUUGUCGGAGGAGCUGCUGCUUCAUGAAGGCAGAAGCAAGACGUUGAAGGUGACUGUCUUUGUCUACUCGGACUUGCUGCUCUUCACGAAGGAGGAUGAGCCCGGUCGAUGCAACGUGCUGAGGAACCCUCUCUACCUGCAGAGCGUCAAACUCCAAGAGGGUUCCUCUGAAGACCUGACAUUCUGCAUCCUCUACCUUGCAGAGAAGUCGGAGUGCUUGCUGCGUUUGGAGGCUCACUCCCAGGAGCAGAAGGAGAGGCUCUGCUGGUGUCUGGCCGAGAACAUCGGUAAACAGCAGCCCCCGGCCGCAGCUCCUGCAGAGAACAAGGUAGAGCUGGCGGCUGCUAACUGGGACUCGGCUCCUCGCAGAGGGAACAGAUGUGAGUGUGGGGCCCAGCUCCGCAGGAUUCCCGGGGGGCUGAGCCAAGUCCCGGGGGCGCUGGAAUGCCAUGCAGAGACAUUACACAGGGGGAUGUUCCUGACCCCCCUCGGCAUGCCCUCAGAGGAGGAGAAGGUGGCAGAGGGGGGUGAUGCCAGCUCGGCCCCCGAAGGGGAACCAGAGGGGGUGUUGACAGAGGCCAUCCCGGCUGCCCCGCUGGAGGAGAAGGAGGUGGAGACAGGGGCCAGGCAUGCGGAGAAGCAGCCUGGCUCCAGCCCGGCCUUUGUGAUCCCGGAACUGCGGCUGGACAGCACGUUCAGCCAGGGCGCCGAGAGUGUGGCUGAGGGCCCCAGUGGCGAGGAGGAUGAGGACGAGGAGGAGGAGGAGGAGGAGGAAGAGGACAGCGCCCAGCACUACCUGGAGGGGAACGAGGUCAAGCGCUGCAGCAUGAUUGAGCCGCCAGGCUGCGAGGAGGCCUGCACCCUGACCCUGCAGGGCUCCCUGCGGCGCCGCACGCACAGCGAGGGCAGCCUGCUGCAGGAGGCCAAGGGCCACUACUUCACCUCCGACACCACCCUGCACUGCCUGGAAAGCCAGCACUCCCAGGCCCGCUGGGCCUUGCCCUCGCCCAGGACCCUCAAGAAGGAGCUCACGAAGAACGGGGGCUACAGCCACCAGCUCGGCCUCCUCUUCUCUGGGCACAGGAAGCUCAGCGGCUCGGACGACUGCAGCUGUGAGGACGGGGACGAGGCCUCCUGCAAGAAAAGGAGCAAAAACUUGGCCAAAGACAUGAAGAACCGCCUGGGGAUAUUCCGACGGCGAAACGAGUCUCCGGGAGGCAACCCCAAGCUGGACAAAGCAGUGAAAUCCCUCAAGCCGAGCCCGGAGGAAGCGCUCAAGUGGGGGGAAUCUCUGGAGAGGCUGCUGCACCAAAAAUAUGGGCUGGCCGCCUUUCGGGCCUUCCUGCGGACGGAGUUCAGCGAGGAGAACUUGGAGUUCUGGCUGGCGUGCGAGGAAUACAAGAAGAUCAAAUCCCAGUCCAAGAUGGUGUCCAAGGCCAAGAAGGUCUUCGCCGAGUACAUUGCUAUCCAGUCCUGCAAAGAGGUGAACCUGGACUCCUACACGCGGGACCACACCAAAGAAAACCUGCAGACUGUCACCCGGAGCUGCUUCGACCUCGCUCAGAAACGGAUCUAUGGGCUCAUGGAGAAGGACCCUUACCCCCGCUUCCUCCGCUCCGAGUUGUAUUUAGACUUAAUCCACCAGAAGAAAUCCAGCCCCUCCCUGUAGAGCCCACGGACUCUGCCGGGGCAGCCUGGGAGCUGCCUGUUUACAUGGAAUGGACUGGAGCGAUCUUCGGGGAGCUGGCCUUUCUGUGCGGGGCCGCCCGGGGAAGCCAGAGCUCUGGAACCAGCGGAUGUGUGAAGAGGCAAAGGCAGAGAGCAAGAGGCCCGGGGGCUGGAGAGCCAAGCAGUCUGGUACUGUUGCAUCGUACCCUCCUCAGGGCCUCCCCAUCUCACUGGUACGACGCCCUUUGCCGAGGCUCAGGUGUGAUUUUAGCCAGGAGGGAACUCCCACGAGACUACUGUGAAGUACUGGCCUGAGCUUCGUCUUUGGUUUUGGGGGGCAACAAGUGACCCUGAGUUAGGGGGCAGCGGGGCUUUGGGGUGGGUGGAAACCAAGAACCUGCUUCUUACCUCAGCAAGAGACACUCAACUGGACCAAACCCCUGUCAGUGGGGCUUCUGUGCUCCGCCCCGAAAGCCCUGCUGGGGGGCUACAAUGGCACUUCUGUGGCAAUGCGCCCCGGAGCAGAAAAGCCAGUUCCUUCCCCAGGCCAACCACACUCCUCUCCAUUUAUUUAUUGACCUCCCGUGUCGUCGCUGUAUGAUAGGAGCUCCCUGCGUCCUCUCUUUUCUUCAUGUACAAGUGCAAUAUUUCCGCGCGUCUUGCUGGAGUCCCAGUGGAGUGGACAACCGCCUCUUCGACGAGCGUGUGCAACACUUUCUAACUCUGCGGGGUUUGACAAACUCUGUGCUCCUAGCAGCAGGCCGUUGGGAGCCCGUAGGUGUAAAUAUCGUUCCGUGACGACGGAGGGUUUGAUUGUGCAGAUACACAACCGUGUGAAUCCGACACUCUCACGACUCUGGAUAAACCAUAUGGUGGUCUGGGAACUUAGUGCUGGAUCUGACCAGACAGAAUGUCUUGGGUCUACGUGCCCAGUUUACAAUACAAAGCAUCUCGGCAGCGAACACAAACAUAUUGAGGUCGUGGCUAUAGUGUAAAUAAAAGGAGAAUAUCA
Pelodiscus sinensis (Chinese soft-shelled turtle) is the source of this 3810-nucleotide messenger RNA. The record is from RefSeq and is a predicted model, not a curated record. NCBI's taxonomy places the organism in Eukaryota, Metazoa, Chordata, Testudines, Trionychidae.